Schizophyllum commune H4-8 is the source of this 276-nucleotide messenger RNA. RefSeq lists its product as uncharacterized. The coding region runs from base 1 to 276 and encodes 91 amino acids. The transcript has 2 exons. The record is from RefSeq and is a predicted model, not a curated record. NCBI's taxonomy places the organism in Eukaryota, Fungi, Basidiomycota, Agaricomycetes, Agaricales, Schizophyllaceae.
AUGCACCUGUGGGCCCCCGACUAUCUCGGCAAACGCAAGGAGCGACUCGCUCGAUAUGAGCUGCAGAUUAUCAAAACGACCGAGGCCAUCAUCAAGCAUAAGCAGCGCGAACACAACAGCGCAUUCGAGGAGGCCCGUGCUGUCUGGCACGAGCAGAAGCGACUCUUCAGCGAGAAUACGCGCGCGUUGAAGGAGGACCAUGAAGAGUUUAGGAUGAUGAGGCAUAUCUUGAGCGAGGAAGCAGAGCGAGCUCCAGGUCGGAGAAGCUUGUGGUGA